AUGUCAGACUAUGAACUUCUCACUCAAUACACCAAGGAUGCCUAUUCCAGAGAAGACCAAAUUUGUGACCAUCCAUCUUGCAAGGCCAAUAUCAGGACCAGGGAUCCAUGUUUCUAUGUUGCAGUGAUUGAGCCAGGUCAAUGUGGGCACUAUCAACACCUAAUCUGCCUCCUGUGGUUGCUGUACCUGGCAGCUCUUGUGCUAGAGGGCCAGAUGUUAGAAUUCCUACAUCAUGGCAAGCAGAGACUAUUUUGCUUGAAAUUACAGCAGUUCAUGAAGGUGCUGGAGCUCACAAAAAGCAAGAACAUAUGUGAGGGUAGGAAGGAUAUCAAUGCUCAAAUUGACACACCUGGGCUCACUAAGCUAGCUUUGGAGACCAUUGUCCCAAAGUUACACAAAUUUGGUGGAGAAUGUAUCUGGCAUGUUGAGGAGUUUCCAUCUCACAAAGGCACCAAAUUGAUUUUCAAGUCUAAACAAUUUGCACUGAUGGUUGUUGUCCCAGAGGUUCAGUGGAAUGAAUAUGAGAAUUGGCUGGAACUUCAUGCAGAAAUGUCCAGGAAGCAGAAGCUACCUGAACAAGCUGCACUCAGUCUAGCAAACAUACCACUGCUCACACAGCUUGACAACUUCACUUGCUGA
This is a messenger RNA of Suillus subaureus, 639 nucleotides long. RefSeq lists its product as uncharacterized. Lineage: Eukaryota; Fungi; Basidiomycota; Agaricomycetes; Boletales; Suillaceae. The transcript is spliced from 7 exons. Bases 1 to 639 code for a protein of 212 amino acids. The record is from RefSeq and is a predicted model, not a curated record.